This is a messenger RNA of Musca domestica (house fly), 978 nucleotides long. RefSeq names its product long-chain-fatty-acid--CoA ligase heimdall-like. NCBI's taxonomy places the organism in Eukaryota, Metazoa, Arthropoda, Insecta, Diptera, Muscidae. Bases 1 to 978 code for a protein of 325 amino acids. Gene Ontology annotation, molecular function: long-chain fatty acid-CoA ligase activity. Gene Ontology annotation, cellular component: endoplasmic reticulum; membrane. The record is from RefSeq and is a predicted model, not a curated record. The transcript is spliced from 5 exons.
AUGGUAGAUUUCAAACCCGUUUCUAAUCUUAAAUAUUGGCUAGCCUCAAAGAUCACCAAUCGCCUGAAGGAGGCCUUGGGUUUUGGGGCCAUGAAAGACUGUCUAAUCGGCGCAGCCCCUGUCACGGAGGGAUUACUGCGUUUCUUUUUAAGCCUAGAUAUGCCGUUGACCAAUGUUUUCGGCAUGUCUGAGACAAGUGGGGGUAUUAUCUUCAAUUUUGAGAAGAUAAAUUUGACAGCUACCGGGAGACCUAUUGAUGGGGUGGAGGUUACGAUAAAGGAUCCAAGUGGUGAUAAUGGCGAAGGAGAGCUCCUUGUCCGUGGUCGAACCAAUUUCAUGGGUUACCUCAAGCAACCGGAAAAGACCAGGGACACAAUUACCGAAGAUGGUUGGAUUAUGACUGGAGAUGUGGCCUAUUUGGAUGACCAGGGUUAUGUUUAUGUAAAUGGUCGCAUCAAGGAACUCAUCAUUACGGCCGGAGGGGAAAAUAUACCACCUUUGCAUAUUGAGACAAUUAUUAAAAAGGAGUUGCCAUGUCUCAGCAAUGUCAUGGUCAUUGGGGAUCAUAGAAAAUAUUUGACAUCAUUACUGACAUUUAAGACCGACAUGGAUCCCCACACAGGAUAUCCCAAAGAUACCCUCUUACCCGAAACCAAAGAAUGGUUGGCCCCAUUGGAUUUGCACUACAGCCAUCUCUCGGAAAUGCUGCACAUCGAAAUACCCAAAAAUUUGCAAGACUUUGAUCCCAACUCCGUGGAGGUUCAGCUUGAUAAUAAAAUCCAUGUGACUUUGGAAUCGGCCAUACAGCGCUAUAACGACCAGGCCAUAUCCAAUGCCCAAAAGAUUCAAUAUUUUAGCGUGUUGCCGCAUGAUUUUUCAAUACCCACUGGGGAAUUGGGUCCCACAUUGAAAAUUCGCCGCAACAUUGUACACACCAAAUACGCCAAGAUCAUUGACAGAAUGUACGACAUGCGAUAA